Pediculus humanus corporis (human body louse) is the source of this 975-nucleotide messenger RNA. RefSeq names its product bisphosphate nucleotidase, putative. Gene Ontology annotation, biological process: phosphatidylinositol phosphate biosynthetic process. Gene Ontology annotation, molecular function: 3'-nucleotidase activity. The transcript has 2 exons. The record is from RefSeq and is a predicted model, not a curated record. Gene Ontology annotation, cellular component: endomembrane system. Bases 1 to 975 code for a protein of 324 amino acids. Lineage: Eukaryota; Metazoa; Arthropoda; Insecta; Psocodea; Pediculidae.
AUGAAUUUCGGGGGCAAAAUUCGAAUAAAUAAACUUGGAAUAUGUAUUAUUGUGGGUGCUAUGUUUCUAUUUGUUUAUUACAUGACUUCAAAUAAAAGUAGUAAUUUAGAAACCAAAAGUGUUGUAAGUUUAAAAAAGUUGUUGAUCGCCUCUAUCGAAGCCACUGUAAAAGGUGGUAAAGAGGUUGUAGACGUUUAUAAAAGUUCAAAAUUAAAUGAAAGAAGUAAAGGGAAAACUAAGGAAGGAGUAAAUGAUCCUAUAACGGAUGCUGAUGAAAAAUCUAAUUGUGCAAUGUUUUAUAGCUUGACUCAUACUUUUCCAGACAUAAAAGUGGUUUCAGAAGAAGUUUCAUCUGAAUCAGAUUGUAGAACUUUACAAACUUUAGAUUUAGAUGAACAAGUUUUAUCAUCGGAAGUAACAAUGUGGAUUGAUCCAUUGGAUGCUACUAAAGAGUUCACUGAAAAUUUAUUAGAAUAUGUGACUACUAUGGCAUGUGUAGCUGUCAAUGGUGAACCUGUAAUUGGAGUCAUACAUUUUCCUUUUGGAGAAGAACCAAAGACUUAUUGGGGAUGGGUGGGCAAAGGAGUAUCUGAAGAAUUAUAUGCCAAGUUUCAAAAAAAAUUAGAUGACUCUCAUCCCAUUGUGAUUGUUUCAAGGUCACAUUCUGGACAAGUUGAAAGCAUUGUUAAAGAGGCAUUUGGAAACAGUUUUAGUGUAAUUAAAGCCGGAGGAGCUGGUUACAAGAGUUUAGAAGUCUGUAGCAAAAAUGUUACUGCUUAUGUUCACACUUCUGUUAUAAAAAAAUGGGAUAUAUGUGCAGGAAAUGCUAUAAUUAAAGCUUUAGGGGGUAAAAUGACAACAUUAAAAAAUGAAGACAUUAAUUAUAAGGAUAUAAAAAACACAGUUAACUCUGAUGGAAUAUUAGCCACUAUUGAAAAUCAUGAUAAACUUAUUAAACAUUUUAAAAUUAUUUAG